ACCACAGUUCCUUGGCCAAAACUGGGAGAGGGAGGAAAACUUGCAAGGUGGUAAAAACACUUAAUUUGAGUAGCGAUGCACUGAUAAGUUAGAGGUGCAGAGACUAGCGUUAGAAAAGUUUAUGGUGAUUAGUUGCAUAGCGUUUCUUUUUUUUUUUCGUUAGGGUUAUGUAGGCAUAUUGGCCGUUGAUGCCGUAUUUUUUAUUUUAAAGUGUUAUUGCAAUGUCCGGUGGCUAUUAUACUAGUAGUACCUGUUCUGCAGUAAAUGCAGUAUAGCGAUAUUUCACAUCAAAGUAAUAGCGAAGGUAUUUGAAUAAGAUACCAAUACAAAUCGUCUAUCGUAUGCCCAUAAACUUGCCAUGUUAUAGCCUUUGUCUCACUGAUUCCCUAGAAAAUUAUACGAUUCUAGAGACAGGUGACCUUAUAAUCGAGUAAUUAAGUAUUGGGCGACCAAUACUUUCAUGAAAUUACCUGAUAACGUUUCAAAUUUGCACACAUGCACGCAAUGCAAUGCAAAAGAUCACUUACCUUUUGCUGGAAGUGCAACUGAAACCAUCGUCGGCGUCCAGAGCAGCGGAGUCAAGUGAACUGCGUGAGACGACACGAGCCACCCCGGGCACAGAGGCGGCUUCAGGUCGGGCAGGAACGCAUCAGUCGCAGCUCUGAGAAUGCAAGGGGCGGCGCAAACGAACUGCACUCGCCCGUGCUCGCUCGAGCGGGGUUCGCCCGCAGCUGCCGCCCGGCGAGCCUCUGUAACCGCCCGCGGCGGACUCGACUGGCUGAAUGUGGGUUAUGAGGGUGGCAUCUCGCUGCCGCUCUGACUGGAUGACAGGUCCACAGUCACACCGCGUCGUCAGAGGAGAGGAGCUCACUUAGACUGGAGGUCACCGAGGUCAAGCCAGCGGAGUCGGAGGCAGGGUUUGUGCCAGUGCCCGAUCGUGCAGCAAGGAUAUUACAAGUGAGGCGUGACCGAACACGGUUCCAUUAGCAUAUUUGAUUGCGGAUCAAGAGUCCAAGACCCUCAGAAUGUUGAUAAGGUGUGCAGUUUUCCAGUAAACUCAGAAGAUUUUGUUGACGGUAGAGUGACUAUCAGUUUUUUUCGAGGAAGACAUUAGGCCUUGCUGUCAGAAACAAAUCACAAGGAAUGCAUAAGAGAUAAAAGCGUCACUGAUAUAAUUGGUCAUUCGGAUUAACAGCUUUUGCUUGCAGUUUAUCGAAUUGAAGACCUUUCGGAGAAUUCGCUGAGAUAAACAGAAAGUGUCGUGUGCCUGAUAGCCAGCAUUUGUAGCGGCACCAGCCUGCACUGGAUGUCACCUGAACCCGCCGAACUUCUACAGAAUAAUGCAAAUAUCCGGUGACUUUGUGUGACGAGACGGUCAUGAGCUCAGCGCAAAUCCGCGGAGACUUUUCCGGCUACAGCCGUAUCUGGGAGCCGUGUUUAGCAGCUCCGGGCGGCAGGUCUCCGCCAGACUGAUCAUCAAGCGCCCAGCGAUGCGGGCUGUUCUCGGAGCGCUCCAGUCGGGGCACUGGGUCCGGCUGCUCGCGGUGACCUGCGCUCUGCUCAAGGUGGCGCGCUGUGACGCCAUACGCCGUCCUCUGCACCUGCCGGACCUGGAGUCACGCGGUCUGCGGCUCUCAGAGGACAGUCUGAGGACGGAGCGGCCUCUGUACCCCGGCCAGAGACGGGUGUACCACCAUCACGUGACGGAGCGGUCCCUGUACCCCGCACAUAGACGGGUGUACCACUCGCCGUACCACGGACAGGGCGCUGCCCACCGCCCUCCCCUCCCCUCCUCUCUACGGAUGUCGUACGUCCUUCCUCCUGUGGUAGCGGCUGGAGAAAAGCCCGCACCAUACGCCGCUCCCAUGAAAUCAUCCAGCCUCCCAUCACCAUAUGAUACAAAAAGCUCUCCAAAGCCAGCUGCGGCUCCAUCUCCCCAGACCCGACCUCAUAUGCCCCCAUCUAUGCUCUCUUAUUCUCAGAUCCCAGCUUCCAUGUCAGCCUACGCUCAAAUGCCUUCACCAAUGUCGUCCUACGCACAAAUGCCCUCUCCCAUGGCGCAAUACGCUCCGGUGCCGAUGCCGUCUCCCGCAGCGAUGUCCUCGUACCGACCGAUGCCCGAGCCAGCGCCGGCCCCCGCUCCGUCCUACAUGCCCAUGAUGCCGAUGAAGGCCGUGAUGCAGAUGAUGGACGUGAUGAACUCCUACAGCGCUCCGGCGCCGCCGCCGCCGCCGCCGCCGAUGUACUCUUCCGCUCCUGCGCCGAUGGCGAUGAAGGCGCCGGCGCCCACCUACAAGCCUGUGGAGAUGUGUGGCAGCAGCAAUACGGGCAUCUUCGCCUUCUUCGCCCUGAUCCCGCUCUCGCUCGAUCUCAUGCUGGACCUCAUGUUUGACCUGAUGGUGAACAUAAACAUCACGAAUACGGCUACUGGAGGCAACACCAACAACAAUAACAACAAUAACAACAACAAUAACAACAAUAACAACAACAAUAAUAAUAACAAUAACAACAAUAACAAUAACAAUAACGGAGCUAGAAGAAAGCGAAUGGUGGAAACGAUUGAGCUUCCAAUUGAUGUUUAUCGGGGCUCAAAAGAACAAAUGACUCAUUUUGUGGGAAAGGAGCUCAGCUCUUCCGAGCAGAUCGAUUCACUGUCAGGUGAUGGCAAGAUUCCAGAAAAUGACCAUGUGAUGACGCAGCCUUGUGAUCACAGUGAUCACGAAAAUCACGGAAAGCUCCAGACUUCUGAGGACAACAUCGUCAAACUUACAUUCACUACAGCGGAUGAACUAAAACCACAUCAAUUCGCGGACCACACUACUUCUCUCAACCAACAAAACAACAUUGCCUUUGUCCGUACUCAUGACAUCACCAGGACUGAUGGCCCGACCCACUGGGCCCCUGUCGACUUCGAGGAACAGCUCGGGACACCUGGAGAGACAACUGAAGAGACGAAUGGAGAUACGCCCGAAGAGAUUCCCGCACACAUGGAGAGACACCACAGGAGCACGGCAGUAGUCUGCUGGUUUCGCCAGCUGGCAUGGUUGAAGAGACACGCCGACACCAGCGGACAAAGGUGCAUGGAAACUCGGCUGUGUUCACUGAGGGAGCACACCCAGAGCAGGAGCGACGCCGACUACGUCACAGGGUUCAUGCUAAGUGUGGUCUAUGAUCAUCUGAAGAACGACGACUCCAGAGCAACAGGCUACGAUACCUGCAACACGCGACACUGCAACUGAGGAACGUUUCCGAGCUUUCCUACGGGUUCAUAGUGACAAUUUAUCAUGUCUUAUAGGGUGCUGAAGUGUAACAUUGUAAUGAGCUAUAUCAUAUCAUUUGUGAAACACUUGAUGCGGUUAGCCGAUGUGGACGCUCAUGGGCAGCUGACUUUGAGUAGCUCAUUGUGUUGAAUAGCGUUGAAUAACGGUAUGUAGAACGCCAGACAGAUCGAUGUAGGCAUAUCGCCCCUUGAGUAGUUUUGCAUCAAUUAUCUGAUUAAUAAAUGUUGUUGAACUAGGA
Molecule: messenger RNA, 3519 nt
Organism: Amphibalanus amphitrite
Lineage: Eukaryota; Metazoa; Arthropoda; Thecostraca; Balanomorpha; Balanidae
Product: ras guanine nucleotide exchange factor P-like
Exons: 2
Coding region: 1491-3239 (582 amino acids)
Source: RefSeq, a predicted model, not a curated record